GACGCCGGAGCAUGCGCGGGGCUGCCCCGGAUCGCUAUGGCAGCGGCGUCGCGGUGGGCCGGGCCUUGGCGCUCCGGUUUCGGCCCUGCUGCUCUAACAGCCGCCCCCACCGCCGCCUCCCGGGCAUGAGCGGCCGCCCCCGCCGCCGCCCGCUGCCCUGCGCGUCGCUGCGGUGGCAUCCCGACCGUGGGCCCGCGCCGGGAACAUGCCCCUGGCCGCCUACUGCUACGUGCGGGUCGUGGGCAGAGGCAGCUACGGGGAAGUGACGCUCGUGAAACACCGGCGGGACGGCAGGCAGUAUGUCAUAAAAAAGCUGAACCUGCGGCGCGCCUCCAGCCGGGAGCGCCGAGCUGCGGAGCAGGAAGCCCAGCUCCUGUCUCAGCUGAAGCACCCCAAUAUCGUCACCUACAAGGAAUCCUGGGAGGGCGGAGACGGUCUGCUCUACAUCGUCAUGGGCUUCUGCGAAGGGGGCGACCUGUACCGGAAGCUGAAGGAGCAGAAGGGACAGCUCCUGCCCGAGAGUCAGGUGGUGGAGUGGUUCGUACAGAUUGCCAUGGCUCUGCAGUAUUUACAUGAGAAACACAUCCUUCAUCGAGAUUUGAAAACUCAAAACGUGUUCCUAACAAGAACAAACAUCAUAAAAGUGGGUGACCUAGGAAUCGCCCGUGUGUUAGAGAACCACUGUGACAUGGCGAGCACCCUCAUCGGCACACCCUACUACAUGAGCCCUGAAUUAUUUUCCAACAAACCCUACAACUAUAAGUCUGAUGUUUGGGCUCUGGGAUGCUGUGUCUAUGAAAUGGCCACCCUGAAGCAUGCUUUCAAUGCGAAAGACAUGAAUUCUUUAGUUUAUCGAAUUAUUGAAGGAAAGCUACCACCAAUGCCAAAAGAUUAUAGCCCGGAGCUGGCAGAACUGAUAAGAACAAUGUUGAGCAAAAGGCCCGAUGAGAGACCCUCUGUGAGGAGCAUCCUGCGGCAGCCGUAUAUAAAGCGCCAAAUCUCCUUGUUUUUGGAGGCCACAAAGGCAAAAACCUCCAAGAAUAACAUUAAAAAUGGUGACUGUAAAUCCAAGCCUGAGGCUGCAGUGCUGUUGAGAAGCUCAGAGGCAAAUCAUGAAGUAGCCUGCUCCCAGCCGCCCUCUUCUGAGGACUCUAAGUCAUGUAUAAUGGGUGAAGAUGCAUGUUUGUCCCAGGAGAAACCAGUGCUCAGUGGUCCUUUGAAGUCACCUGCUGAUCUGAAGAGCCAUGCCAGCAAACCUGACAUGAGCAGUACUGCACAGUCACUAGCCACACUCAGUAGGGUAGAUAUUGACAUCUUACCUGCAGAAAGGAGGGACUCACUGAGUGAUGGCUUUGUUCAGGACAAUCAACAGAUACACUUAGAUGCCUCUGAUGAGCCAGGAAAUAAAUGUAGCAUUUCUCAAGUGAAGGAGGAGGAGCUGAAGGAUUCCGCUCAAUCCCAUGCUCAACCUGAAAACCUGGCUCCCACUUGCUCCCCUGAUGAUGGCACUGGCGAAAGGAAUGAACCAGUGAUGAAACCUCUGCAGCCCCUACACAAAGACCAAAAGCCACAGGACCUGGAGAGUGAUACAUACAAGAACCAGGUUGCUGGUGAAUGUAAUGCAGAAAACCUGGGCAGAAUCCACAAAGGUUUCCAGCCGCACAAUUCGGGGUCUGAACCCUCUCUGUCUCGACAGAGACGACAGAAGAAAAGAGAACAGACUGAGCACACUGGGAGAAAGAGACAGAUCCAUGAGGCACCUUCUGGACUUUUGCCUUCUCAUCCCACUAUUGGAAACGUGGCUGUUAGAUCAACGCAAAAAGAUGCUGAAAACCAGAGUAGAGUGGUCACUGGGUCUGGGAGCAGUUCAGGGAGCAGUGAGCUGUCAUCAAAGGGUCGACCAUUAUCAGCCAGAGAGAGGAGACGACUAAAGCAGUCCCAGGAGGAGGUGCUCCCCUCAGGCCCUUCAGUGAGGAGAGCUGUGAGUGCAGUGGGGCCAGGGAAACCACAGGAGGAAGGCCAGCACCCCCCUGCCCGACGGUCCUCUUCCGACUGCAGUUUCUCUAAGGAAAGGAAAUUGAUUCAUUGUCUGUCUGAGGAUGAGUUAAGUUCUUCUACAAGUUCAACUGAUAAGUCAGAUGGGGAUUCCAGGGAAGGGAAAGGUCAUACAAAUGAAAUGAGUGACUUGGUUCAGUUGAUGACUCAGACUCUGAAACUGGAUUCUAAAGAGAGCUGUGAGGAUCUGCCGGUACCAAAUCCAGUGUCAGAAUUCAAACUUCAUCGGAAGUAUCGGGACACAUUAAUACUUCACGGGAAGGUUGCAGAGGAGGCCGAGCAGUUCCAUUUUAAAGAGCUACCUUCAGCCAUCAUGCCAGGUUCUGAAAAGAUCAGGAGAAUAGUUGAAGUCUUGAGAGCUGAUGUAAUCCAGGGCCUGGGGGUUCAGCUUUUGGAACAGGUGUAUGAUCUUUUGGAAGAGGAGGAUGAGUUGGAGAGAGAGGAAUGCUUCUGGACUGUCAUGGGCUUAGAAAGUUCCUUGUUACAGCUGCACUGCAGGUUGCUGCUGUGUGACCUGCACAACCUCUUCUUGGGAGUACUCUUCCCCUGUUGCUAGUACACGAGUCACAAUUGCAGUGGCAUCAUGAGCAUUCAGUAAAUCUGAAUUCUGUGUAUGGAAAAUCACUUCUCUAUUAAAUGUUCUUCAGAGUUUACAUGUAAGAUGUGAUAAACAGAGUUUUGUGAUGGAAAUGUUAUUUGAAGUGUCCAGAAUGGUAGUCACUAGUCAUAUAUGACUAGCCUUUGAAUCACAGCUAGUCUGACUUAAGAACUUAAUUUUUAAAUACACACAUUUGAUUAUUGGCACCAUAUUGGAUAGCCCAGUCUCCUAUUGUUCAUUAAAUAAAUAUUCAGCAGUUAUAAUGUGCCAGUUACUCUUACAGGUACAGGAUACACAGCAGUGAGUUAAACAAGGGCCCUGUUCCCAUGGAGCUCAUGUUCCAGUGAGAAACACCUGUUAGGUGUAUUCACUGCCAUGAAAAACAGCAGGCUAAGUAGAUGCAGAACGAUGGGGCGCAGCACUCCUCUGUAGUGACAAGUGGGUAGAAGCCUGAAUGAAAGGAGGGAGCAAGUCCCGGCUGACGGAAGAUGUUUCCAGCACAAGGAACGAGCUCAACAGUUUUCCUCUCUAUUGCUUAUUUGAUCUGCCAGAUUCUGAAAGGUGUAGUACUACUUAAAGAUUUAUUUAUUUAUUUAUUUUUGAAAAGCAAACUUACACAGAGGGCAGGGGGAGAAACCUGUUUCACUCCCCCAACAGUGGCAAAGGCCAAGGAUAGGCCAAAGUCAGGAGUCAGGAAUUCUAACAGGAAUUCUAACAAGGUCUCCCAUAUAGGUGGCAGGGGCUAUCUUCUGUUGCUUUUCCAGGUGCAUUAACAGGAAACUGGAUUGGAAAUGGAGCAGCCAAGACUCAAACUGGCUCUCAUAUGGGAUGCUGGUAUCACAGGCAACCGACUUAACCUGCUGCACCAUACCACCGGCCCCUGUGCUCAGUUCUUGUAGACUGAACAGUCUGCUUUAUACUGUACUUAGUCAGUGCAUAGGAAUCCCAACAGUGGCAUCCUAGUGGCUACGAAAUGCCUCUGCCCUAUCUAAUGCUUCCUGACAUGAAACAUUCCACUUUUUCACUGUUACUCUUUUUGCUUCUAUCUGCUUAUUAAUAAAGCCUUUCUCCUGUCUUCAGUCUUCUGAUGUCACUUUCAGAACAUGAGGUAACUCAGUUUUCAACCCAACACAUAACUAACAAUCACAUUUAUUAUACUUUCUGAUAUGCUUGGCCUUAUUUCUGCCUUUUUUCCAACCUUCUUUUUAAAAUCUUUCCUGAGUUGGGCCAGUUCUUGGCAUCCCAUAUGGAUGCUGGUUCGAGUCCUGGCUGCUCCACUUCCAAUCCAGCUCUCUGCUAAUGUGCUUGGGAAAGCAGCAAAGGAUCGCCCAGGUGCUUGGGCCCCUGCACCCACAUGGGAGACCCAGAAGAAGCUCCUAGCUUUGGAUUGGUACAGCUCUGGCCAUUUGGGGAGUGAACCAGCAGAUGUUAAGGUCUCUCUUUCAAAUAAGUGAACAAAUUAAAAAAAAAAAAAAAAACUUUCCUGAGUUUUUCUGUUAAGGUUGUUUUUCCUUAAACUCCAAUCUGGAAAUCUCAUGUGAUGGUAUUGAGAUAUAUAGCAUUACCUAUAGUAAUUCUCCCUUUCCCACCAGGUAACAGCACCUUGGAGCUCAUUUUUCUCUUCAGGUUUCUGAAACAAAAGGAAUUUAUGGCUUUCUGGGCUUUCACUAGGAUUGACCUCAAGCAGAUUAAAUGUUUUCUGCUUAAUAACAACAGUCCUUAUUUCACUGGUACUAAAAUAAUACUUUACCACAAAUCCACAUUAAGUAAAAUUUUUCAUAGGUUCUUUCCAUUAAGAAUAUUAUAGGCCAGCGCCGCGACUCGGUGGGCUGGUCCUCCGCCUUGCGGUGCCGGCACACCGGGUUCUGGUCCCAGUCGGGGCGCCGGAUUCUGUCCUGGUUGCCCCUCUUCCGGUCCAGCUCUCUGCUGUGGCCUGGGAGUGCAGUGGAGAAUGGCCCAAGUGCUUGGGUCCUGCACCCGCGUGGGAGACCGGGAGAGGUGCCUGGCUCCCGGCUUUGGAUUGGCGCAGUGUGCCGACUGCAGCGGCCAUUGGGGGUGGCCAAUGGUAAAGGAAGACCUUUCUCUCUGUCUCUCUCUCUCACUGUCCACUCAAAAAAAAAUAAAUAAAUAAAAAUAAGAUUAUUAUAGAAACUUGCAGCUGUAGAAUCAUGAACUUUUGUUUUCUUUAAUAUUUAUUUAUUUGAAAGGCAAAGAGAGAGAGGUGAGAGGGACAUCUAUCUGCUGGUUCACUCCUCAAAUGGCCACAAUGACUGCGGCUGGGCCAGGCUGAAGCUAGGAGUGUCCUCCAGGUCUCCCUUGUGGAUGGCAGGGGCCCAGGACUUGAGCCAUCUUCCACCACUUUCCCAGGCACAUUAGCAGGAAGCUGCAUGGUAAGUGUAGCAGCUGUGACUCGAAUCAGCACCCACACAGGAUGCAGUGGUGUAACCCACCGCGCAGUGCCAGCCCCAAAGCCAUGAACUUCUGACCAGCUUUCAUGAGGUCCUGCUUGUAGAACAACCGACAGCAGACCUGUCAGACACCGACUUGCACUGUAAGUUUUAACUGGAAACAUUAAAAUGACUUAAUGACUCAAUGAAUUAUAAAACUGACAAAAUGUACUAUCAUGAGGCAUUUAUUAUUAUGUACACCUGAAACUUUUUCCAUACUUGGGUUUUGUUUUUUACUUCACAGCAAGAUUAUGAAAAGGUCUAAAAUAUUUAUAAAUCAAACUUCAACUGGGUUAGAAAUGUAAAGAGAAUUAAGUCUAGACACGGUGGUGCUGUGAGAGCUUAGAUGGUUUUGGCUCAUGUUUUGGGUAUGAAAAGCAGUAUAGCUCAUCUCAGGAAAUAAAAGCAGGUGCUGAAUCACGAAAACCCAGUCAGUUAUUUUUAGCAUGCCUCUUAAUUUUUCUAUCUCCUGGCUUCUUGUCUUCUGUGCAUGAAUCUUGAACAGGUAACCACUUGAGGGGAUGCCGGCGAUAGAUUGGCCAUGGAGGAAGUGUCAGC
Oryctolagus cuniculus (rabbit) is the source of this 5658-nucleotide messenger RNA. It is a transcript of the gene NEK4, whose product is annotated as NIMA related kinase 4. Lineage: Eukaryota; Metazoa; Chordata; Mammalia; Lagomorpha; Leporidae. Gene Ontology annotation, biological process: protein phosphorylation. The record is from RefSeq and is a predicted model, not a curated record. Gene Ontology annotation, molecular function: protein kinase activity; ATP binding.